UCCAGUCUUGCUCGAUGCCACGCGGUUGUCAAAACAUCAACGGGGAGUUUAGUUGACAUCAGUGUUUGCACUCAAUUUCCAAAAUAUUCCCGGAUUUCACGGUCAGCACAUUCACCUGUGACUUGAGAGACCAGUGGUGAAGAAAAAAAAAAACAUCCGGAAAUGGAUCACUUAUUCAGUGACGUCCCUGGUGUCAAGACUCAAAAUGUUAUUUUAAAUGACAAUUUGGAACUGUGGAUGACGAGACUCCCGCCAUAUCUCAAAUCAAUACCCAUAAUACAUCUUGCUAUACCCGGUUCCCACAACACAAUGACGUACACAAUAAGCCGUUUCAACGAUGUGGGACCUGACGAGCCGCAGUACCUCCGGUUUUUGGGUCGUUACUUGUCCCUGCUAUCAAAACCAGUGAUAUUUAAUUGGUCGGUGACCCAAUACGACGACAUAAAGGGCCAAUUGACCGGUGGAAUUCGUUAUUUGGAUCUGCGUUUGGCAACGAAACCCAAUGAUCAUCAGAUUUAUUUUCUUCACGGUCUUUACGGGGAUACUGUUGCAUCACACCUUAAGGAUAUUUCAGAUUGGCUGAAGGAGCAUCCAGAGGAAGUGAUAAUAUUAGACUUUCAGCACUUUUACUCCUUCAAUUUAAAUAAUCAUAUGAGUCUCGUGACAAUCAUUAAGAAUAUAUUUGGGACGAGAAUUUGCCCAGUUUCCGGGAUUCUAUCGAGCAUCAGCAUUGAUUGGAUGGUGAGGAGGGGCUACCAGGUGAUCAUCAUCUACAGGAAUGAGAUUGCCAGACUCGAGAAUGACUUGUGGCCCUCGGGCCUGUGGCCGACACCCUGGCCCAAUACCACUGAUGCCACCGAGUUGAUUGAUUUUUUGGACUCGAGACUAGGCACUAGACUACCAGACACUGGAUAUGUCUCUCAGUGCCUGUUGACACCUGACACUAAGUAUGUCCUGAGGCAUCUCUGUGGGAGCCUUCACAGGGAUUUGGCUGUCAAGUGUCGGGAGGUUUCGAUACCUUGGCUGGAGGGACAUUAUCCGGGAGACGGGGGGAUGAACAUUGUCAUCACUGAUUAUGUUUCUUUCAACAAUUUCCAAUUUUCCAGGCUUGUCAUUCAGAGGAAUAGAGAAUUGCUGCAGCAUACACAUUCGUUCUCAUUAUCUUAGAAAUUCAAUGACAAAUCAAUAUUAUUUGUAAAACAAUUAUUGUUUAUUAUUUUAUGUACAAUAAAUUAUGUAUUUUAUUAAACACCGAAUUACUCUCAUCUGGUGCUUGGAGGAUACCGUCGUCAUUACAUCAUGUUUAAUUUAAUAAUCGCAAAAAUUUCAAUAACUCAAAAAAAUUGGA
This is a messenger RNA of Diachasma alloeum, 1348 nucleotides long. Its product is annotated as PI-PLC X domain-containing protein 3. The coding region runs from base 163 to 1167 and encodes 334 amino acids. Lineage: Eukaryota; Metazoa; Arthropoda; Insecta; Hymenoptera; Braconidae. Gene Ontology annotation, biological process: lipid metabolic process. Gene Ontology annotation, molecular function: phosphoric diester hydrolase activity. The record is from RefSeq and is a predicted model, not a curated record. The transcript is spliced from 2 exons.